Messenger RNA from Chaetomium strumarium, 840 nucleotides. Its product is annotated as ubiquitin-conjugating enzyme/RWD-like protein. Bases 1 to 501 code for a protein of 166 amino acids. Gene Ontology annotation, cellular component: endoplasmic reticulum; cytosol. The transcript has 2 exons. Lineage: Eukaryota; Fungi; Ascomycota; Sordariomycetes; Sordariales; Chaetomiaceae. The record is from RefSeq and is a predicted model, not a curated record.
AUGGCACAAUCAACCGCGCACCGGCGCCUGCUCCAAGAAUACCGAGCCUUGACCAACAACCCGCCGGAGGGCAUCACCGCCGGCCCCGUCUCCGAAGAUGAUCUCCUACACUGGGAAGCGCUGAUUCAAGGGCCGGAGGGCACGCCCUUCGAGGGCGGCGUCUUCCCAGCCGAGCUGCGCUUUCCCAAGGACUACCCGCUCGCGCCACCAACGAUGAAGUUCCUGGGCGAGAUCUUCCACCCGAAUGUAUACCCAAGCGGACUGGUCUGCAUCUCGAUCCUCCACCCGCCCGGCGACGAUCCGAACCACUACGAGCAUGCGUCCGAGCGGUGGUCGCCCAUCCAGUCGGUCGAGAAGAUCCUCAUCUCGGUGAUGAGCAUGCUGGCGGAGCCGAACGACGAGAGCCCCGCGAACGUGGAAGCGGCCAAGAUGUGGCGGGAGCGGCGGUCAGAGUAUGAGGAGAAGGUGCGGGAGGGGGUGAGGCGUAUGCUGGGGCUGUAAUGGAAACGACUGUCUGGGUAGAGAAAGAGAGAGGUUAUGACGGCGGCAUGGCGUAAUAAAGGAAGGGGCGUUCAUUAAACGGCGCGUUAUGUGCUUUGGCAUUAGUAGCAAUAGUUCCUAGUAGGGUGCAUAAUGGCAUCUUUGUUCGGGUUUGCAAUUUGAGGCUGCGCUCGAACCUAGUGCUUCUGGGCUUUCCACGGCCUGAUUUGCACGCUAGGUCUACCUUCUAUCAAACGCGGCCGUACUCUUCAUUUCCGGCUUCUACUAGUAGUAAUCAUCAUCAUCAUCAUCAUCAUCGCUCCAUCACAGAUUAUUCUCCGCCUUGAACUUGUCCCACGC